GUCAGUGUCAGUUAAUAACCUUUGAAGUGUCAAUAAAGUGUUCGUAUUAUUUGCGAUUUAUUGUGUGAUUAUUUUUUAAUUGAAAAGAAGUAUCUAAUAAGUUAUAGUAAACUGUUCAAUCAACUAUUGUAUUAGAUUUUACGUUGUUCAUUCAUUAUGGCAGACGACGAGCAAGAUCCCAAAGAGUACCGGUGGGAGACAGGUUAUGAGAAGACUUGGGAGGCUAUUAAAGAAGAUGAGGAUGGACUGGUGGAAGGAUUGGUGGCGGAGUUUGCACAGAAAGCGGCUCGUAAAGCGGUUGUGCCCCGUCGUGGCCCCGUCAGGCUAGGAAUGAUGAGACAUGUUUUAGUGGCCGUUGAUUGUUCCGAAGCUAUGAACUCACAGGACCUAAAGCCAUCUAGAUUUCUUUGCACCUUAAAAUUACUGGAAAAGUUUAUAGAGGAGUACUUUGACCAGAAUCCAUUAAGCCAACUUGGUUUAGUUUUGAUGAAAAAUAAAAGAGCAGAGAAACUUACAGAACUGUCUGGCAAUGUUAGAAAACACUUAAAAGCUUUACAAGGUUUAACAGAAAUGGUUCUUAGUGGUGAGCCAUCUUUACAAAAUACCUUAGAGUUUGCUGGACGAGUCCUCAAACCCUUACCUGCACAUGCAUCAAGAGAAUUACUUGUGCUGUUUGCAUCCCUUACUACUUGUGAUCCAGGAGAUAUAAAUACCACUAUACAGGCUUUAAAAACAGAAGGGAUAAGAUGUUCAGUGAUUGGUUUGGCAGCAGAAGUGAGAAUUUGCAAAAAGUUGUGUAAAGAUACUGGUGGGGAAUAUGGCGUGGUGUUAGAUGAUGUCCAUUAUCGUUCCCUAUUACUGGACUCCACAAGUCCACCGCCGCGAGCGCGGGCAUUGGACGCGGGUCUCGUUAAGAUGGGCUUCCCACAUUCUGCUCCACAAACCAACCAGACUGACCCCGGGACUAAUGCAGAUCCACCCAUCACAGUUUGUAUGUGUCAUUUAGACGACGGUGAAGGUGUCGGCGGUGAAGGGCACCUGUGUCCACAGUGCCGCAGCAAGUAUUGUUCGCUGCCUGCUCAGUGCCGGACCUGCGGACUGACCCUAGCCUCGGCGCCUCAUCUGGCCAGAUCAUAUCACCAUUUGUUCCCUGUUGAGCCGUACGAAGAAGUGGCAUACGAGGGACAAUCACAAUACUGCUUCGCCUGCCUAAGGAACUUUACGGAUCUCGAUAAACAGGUGUACAGAUGUACCCGAUGUCAUGAGUUCUACUGCUGGGAGUGUGAGAGUGUUGUCUCCACGACCCUUCACGUAUGCCCCGGUUGCGCGUCUCGACCCCAUCUCUAUCAAAGACUGCCUGACACUUCAUGACCGCACCCUACAAAUAUGUAAAAAAAUAUUAUUUUAUUACAUAAAUUACUUAACAUUUUUCGAGAUAUCUCGACUGGUUUCAAGCCACGUUAAGGCCCCAUAGUCAUGAGCAGCAUUACGCGAUCAACGAUUCGAUGUGUGUCGCGUAGACAACUCAAAUUAUAAUUUUCCUCACAACAGAUAUAAUACAAAACAAUAAAAAUGGUUAAAACAACCAUUUGCCACUAUUUUACGGUUUCCAACAUGUUUUUCACGCAAGAGUUUACUGUGAUGAAUUAAAAAUAACCAUUGUUAUAAAUCUUGUUUGUUUUAUUC
Molecule: messenger RNA, 1686 nt
Organism: Spodoptera exigua (beet armyworm)
Lineage: Eukaryota; Metazoa; Arthropoda; Insecta; Lepidoptera; Noctuidae
Source: the annotation of a GenBank genome assembly